Messenger RNA from Quercus robur (English oak), 2346 nucleotides. RefSeq lists its product as uncharacterized. The transcript has 4 exons. The coding region runs from base 249 to 683 and encodes 144 amino acids. Lineage: Eukaryota; Viridiplantae; Streptophyta; Magnoliopsida; Fagales; Fagaceae. The record is from RefSeq and is a predicted model, not a curated record.
AAAUAAAAUUAGGGUAGGACAGAAGAGAAGAAGGGUAGCGAAGUAAUUGUAAAAAAAAUCCCCAAAUUCUGAUUUACGGAAGAAUCCUCAAACACAAACACCAACACAAACUCAUAAAACUGAGAAACCACAGGAAACACAAUCCGAAUUUUCAAACUUAUUUGCUUUUUUUGUAUAACUAGCUAAUCCACAGCCUAAAGGGGGAUAUAGAGAGUAAUUGGAGAGCAAAGGGUAUUGAAAAAAGAAAGAUGGCAGGAAGAGAGGUCCGCGAAUACACCAAUCUUACCAACCCUAAAGAUAAGAAAUGGGGGAAAGGAAAGGAGAAGAUAGAUGAUGAAGACACCACUUUCCAACGCAUGGUUGCCAAGAUGCAAGAGGUUGCAGGAGAGCGUGGAGGCUACCUUCAUGGGCGAGGCGCCUUGGACAGUGAUGAUCUACUCUAUCUCAAGGAGCAAAUGGAAGCUGAGGAGGAUGCAGAACACCUCCUACGUCGAACUGAGAAACGGGCAUUUGCUGCGUUUAAGAUAUCCUUUUAUGUUAUUGAAAGAGGGAGAGUACUGUUGGUCCGUAAUGAAACUUUUGUAAUGUUCUCAUAUGCAUGGUUUUCCUUUGAUUUACUGGUAACCAACAUCAUACUUAAUCUUGCUAUAGGCUAUCCCUUGACUUGGCUGUUUUUUUUUUGAUAAGUAUCCCUUGACUUGGCUGUUGUUCCAUGAUUCUGUUAAAGAGGAAGAAGACUUGCUUAUUUCUGUGUAGUGCGAUCAUUAAAAAAUGUUGAACUUCAUAAUGUAGUUUAAUUUUUAUGGCAACUAAGGGAGUUGUUUUAAAUGGCUUGGACAAAUAGUCACCACAGGCUUAAUUGCUUCCUUACAUGUAUGCUUGAUUGUUAGAUUCUUCUGACCAUUGUGACCACUGUAUGCUUUAUGAGAAGCCGGGUCAUUAUGUGAACUUACUAAUUCUAUAUAAAUGGAAACCUAUGGUAUGUUUAUGCCUCUUUGUUGAAUGAACUCUCUAGUGCUUGCUAUAUUUUACAUGGCAAACUUGUGAAAUGCUCUUAAGUUGAAUUAUGAAAACAUCUAUGGAGAGAACUGCUUGGGGUCUGCUGAAAUUUUGUUCUAUGUUGAUGCUAAUGCUGUUUCUAGUUUUUCUUUCUCUUCCUUAACCAAUGGACACAAAGCUGCAAGUUUAGCAGAUUCUUCACCUGCAUCAGUCCCAUUGCCACUUCAAGUUGAGCCCAAGCCCAAGGGUGGAAUCAGGUCUCUCUCUCUCUCUCUCAACACAGGCACACACAAAAUGUGUGCAUUUUGAACAAUAUUUGCGCUUUGUAGUAAAAAAAAAAAAAAAAAACUAGACACUUUUUAGUUUCCUUUCUUUUUUCUUUUUUUUUGGGGGGGGGGGGGGGGGGGUGUUUCUGAAAUAUGUAUUUUAUCUGGAUUGCGGACAGCAAUAUUUAUUGAAAAAGGUUGUGGAAAUCAAACCCAAACGGAAGAGAACUUCUAGUCCAUCUGAUGGGAAUCAGUCAACUCCUGCUUCAAAUGAUUCUGCUUUAAAAAGCCUUAAGUCUGAGUCUCACCAGGAGAAAGAGCAGCCUGAGACUGACCAGGAGGAGAAAGAGUGGCCUUUGUCAAGAUUGAAUAAAGCAGAGGGAGAUACUAAUACAGAAAACCCUGUUAAAAGUUUACUAGGCCUAGCAUAUGCAAGUUCUGAGGAUGAUGACUGAAGAAUGCAUCGAUACCUGUGGUGCGAUACUAGAACUGUUCAUUUUUCUUUUCCUUGUUGAUAAGUAGUUCAUUAAAAAAAAAGGUCUUUAUUGAUAAGUAGGGUAUGCUUUCUCUGUUCAAAUACUACCAGGACUAAUUGAGUGAAUUCUAUGUUGGUCAAAGUGAAGUCAGGAUACAUAUUCAACCUUCAAUUUGAUGUGCCUGCUAUUCUCUUUGAUAUCCCCUAUACUCAUUGAUUCAGUAUCUAGAUCCUUCAGUGCAUCAUAAAGCUCCUGAUGACUUUGUUAAUGACCUCAAAGCUCUGGAUUCUGCAGCCCUAAAAACUUGUUGAGGGUUAUUGUGUGGUUUUGCCCCUCUGGCACCUGCUUGUAGCUCCUAUUCUUGUAGCUACUCUCCCCAUGUGAGGUGCUUCAACCAUUUCGUUAUGUUCAGUAUAUCAUCUUACAUUUUCUCAUCCCCUUUGAUUUUUCUUUUCCUGGUUUGUAAAUCUGUAAGGUAUUCUGAAUAUCAUACUGUCCUUGUGUGUGUGUGUGUGUGUGUGUGUGUGUGUGUAUAGAGGAAGAUAUGCAUUAUUGUUUUUGAAGCUCAAAUGAUAAUGGAAAAUUGAAGUUACCUUGUUCUUGAA